Molecule: messenger RNA, 991 nt
Organism: Caenorhabditis auriculariae
Lineage: Eukaryota; Metazoa; Nematoda; Chromadorea; Rhabditida; Rhabditidae
Source: the annotation of a GenBank genome assembly
AUGCUCUACUCAACAACGGCUUGUCCCAUCGGCAAAUCGCUCGUCAGACGGGUCGCUCAAGACGAACUAUUGACCGUUAUGCAAGGAAUCCGCAAGAAUACGGCACAGCAAUACAUUCUGGACGGCACAGGCUGCUAUCAGUUCAAGCUGAACGAGACGUCUGUCGAAAAGCAUCAAACUCUACGAAGUCCGCCAACAAAAUCAGAUCCGAAGUUCCUGAAAACGUCUCGAAGGACACCAUCUUACGAACAAUUCAUCGGUCCGGUCGACUUGUGAAUACUCCAAUGAAGGCAGCACCUCGUCUACAGCAACGCCAUAAGAAUGAACGGCUCCAGUUUGCACGCUCUAACAUGGCCACGGAUUGGAAUAAGGUAUCAAUGUUUUCUAUCACCUUAUGAUUCCCAAUUUUUCAGUUCAGAUCAUCUUCAGCGACGAGAAGAAAUUCAACCUUGAUGGGCCAGAUGGGUACGCUCACUACUGGAGAGAUUUGAGGAAAGAUCCGAUGUACUUCUCCAAGAGAAACUUCGGCGGCGGCAGCCUCAUGGUCUGGGCGGCUUUCUGCGGCAACGGGACGGUAGCUCUUUCUUUUAUUGGGACCAGAACGAAUUCGCAAGACUACCAGCAACUGCUUGCCCAGCAUCUCCUGCCCUCUCUCCGUCGCCGACGACGUGCUAAUAUGAUUUACCAACAAGACAAUGCAUCUGUUCACGCGAGCAACUCCACAUUGGCUUGGUUUGCGGCCAAGAACGUGGUUCUUCUGGACUGGCUCGCGUGCAGUCCUGACCUCAACCCUGUAGAGAAUUUAUGGUCAGUCCUUGUACGAAGGGUCUACGCGAAUGCCAAGCAGUAUACAACGGUCAAAGAUCUAAAAAGAGCGAUUCGUGCCGAGUGGGAUGGUUUGGACAAGUCACUGCUGCAAUCACUCGUUGGCAGCAUGCCGAACAGGAUUUUCGAAGUCGCUCAGAAACAAGGAGGCAUCACACCUUAUUAA